Mytilinidion resinicola is the source of this 687-nucleotide messenger RNA. RefSeq lists its product as uncharacterized. NCBI's taxonomy places the organism in Eukaryota, Fungi, Ascomycota, Dothideomycetes, Mytilinidiales, Mytilinidiaceae. The record is from RefSeq and is a predicted model, not a curated record. The coding region runs from base 1 to 687 and encodes 228 amino acids. The transcript is spliced from 2 exons. Gene Ontology annotation, molecular function: ATP-dependent chromatin remodeler activity; ATP binding.
AUGGAAGGCUUUGCGUCAACCGCUACAGCAGGACCUUCAGAGCCCGCGGCGUAUCAGACUGCCACGGACGCCACCAGAGCUUCCUCCCUUCAUCCGAAUGCUCGUGUCGCCGUACUUAGAGGAGCCGCCCUUCUAGGGGAACCCGUGUUCGAUGACCUUGAACCAGAAGCACGACGGCGGCUCGCGACGGCAUCCAGCAAGACGAGCGUCCCUCCAUCACGAGGCGAAACACUUACAGCCACACGGAAGGAUACACAAAGGGCUAGACUGAUCGUCGAUGAAGACCAGCGUUCGAAGAAGGACAAGUCGCAAUUGUGCACUCCGUUGAAUGCUUUCAGGGCUCCAAUCAGAGUCCUAUUGACGGGAACCCCUCGGGAUAGCGCCACAGAAUUACUCAACCUCUUACAGUUCCUCGACGACACGGACAAGGCUGUGGAGCUAGGAAGAAUAGCAUCAGUCAACACAAUUCCAACAUGCACGCAACACACAAGACUUGAAUUUUGUGACACCAUCGCUCUGGAGAAAGACGCCGAGGGCUCGAUGCCAUUCGCAGAGGACGACGAACUGCUGUCCCGUGACUGGCAAAUCUAUCAAGCCACGCCGAGCGAGGCAACCAGCGGAGAGUCGGCGCUCUUCAGCCACAUCGCUCCACAAUUGCCCGUGCACUGUUGCCUGCGCCGGACCUAG